ACAUGCGAUCAUUGUCAGUUCCGUACCGUCCUAAAACGCGUGUGUACGUUAGAAAAUAUGAUUAGAGUAAAGGUGUACAAAUAUCGAUGGGUCAUCCUGGCAAUAUACUGCGCACUGUCCGUGAUUAACUACAUGCAGUUACUGCAGUUUGUUAUAAUAGCCAAUAUAAUCAGUAAGUUCUACAACGUAGACGAGUUUCCAGUCGAUCUCACAUGUCUGAUAUUUUAUAUCGCCUACAUUGUGUUGUUACUGCCGAUCAGUUACUUAAUUGAAAAAUGCAGUUUGAAAUUUACUUUCGCCACGGCGGCCCUCUUGACGCUGGUCGGCAACCUUCUAAAACUGCUGGGCUCAGAUCCGUCCAGAUUCUGGACCAUCGUCGUUGCCCAAGGACUGUGCGCCGUGGCUCAAAUUUACCUGGCCAGUGUGCCUUCCAAAGUAGCCACCACGUGGUUCGGUUCGUCUCAGGUGUCGACGGCGUGCGCCGUCGCCAUUUUGGGCAUGCAACUUGGUGCCGCGUUGGGGUGCGUGGUAUCGCCCUACCUCGUCGAAAUGGGUGAUCGUACCGAAUCUCAGCUAUUCGACAUGUUCCUGUACCAAGCGAUCGCUACAGGGGUUGUCUUCCUGGUGGUUGUUUUGUUUUUCAGAUCGAAGCCAGCGCUGCCACCAAGUCCGUCACAGUUGGCUCUGGUCGACAGAGACGUCAAAGAACCGUAUAUGAAACAGGUAUUGACGAUGUUCAAGGAAAGAAACUUCUGGAUGAUUAUCUGGUCUUUGGGUUUGCCGACUGGCGUUUUAAACGCCAUCGGUCUCAUAGAGAACAGCAUAUAUCUCAACUAUUUUCCCGGAGCCGAGAGUGACGUCGGACUCGUAGGAUUCCUGGCCAUUAUUAUGGGGGGUUGUGUCGGCAGUGUGAUUUUCGGCGUCAUUUUGGACAAGACGCACAAGUUCAAACUGGUGUCGUUUGUCAUCCUCAUUAGUUCGUCAAUCUCCUACGUUCCUGUCGUGAUCAGUCUCGUAGAGAAGAGCCGUAUCGGAAGUUUUAUAGCAAUUCCGCUAUUCGGGUUUUGCCUGACGCCGGCCAUGAUGGCCGGUUUCGAAUACAUCGUCGAGGCUACUUACCCGGUACCCGAAUCGAUAAGCUGCGCAGCAUUCAACGCGUUUCUGUACUUGUUCACGAUCAUCCUUACGCUGACGUUCGAGCAGCUCAUCGACUCGAUUGGAUAUUUGAACACGUUCUUUACGAUCGAGGGGAUCUUACUCUCCUCCACCGUCGUCAGCCUGUUAGUCAAAUCGGAUUUGAAACGACGCGACGCGAACAUGAACGACGUGGCGACGCCGGCGGGAAACGCGGCAGCGUCGCAACCGUACGACGCGGCGACUCGCGCGAAGUUUUCACUCGGCUAUUGAAAUAAAGUAGAGUUUUGGUAUGGGUGUUUAUUUUUUCAUUUUUCG
Cylas formicarius (sweet potato weevil) is the source of this 1452-nucleotide messenger RNA. RefSeq lists its product as uncharacterized. NCBI's taxonomy places the organism in Eukaryota, Metazoa, Arthropoda, Insecta, Coleoptera, Brentidae. Bases 58 to 1407 code for a protein of 449 amino acids. The record is from RefSeq and is a predicted model, not a curated record. Gene Ontology annotation, biological process: heme export; transmembrane transport. Gene Ontology annotation, cellular component: membrane. Gene Ontology annotation, molecular function: heme binding; heme transmembrane transporter activity. The transcript has 8 exons.